Molecule: messenger RNA, 6926 nt
Organism: Aethalodelphis obliquidens (Pacific white-sided dolphin)
Lineage: Eukaryota; Metazoa; Chordata; Mammalia; Artiodactyla; Delphinidae
Gene: TRIM24
Product: tripartite motif containing 24
Exons: 19
Coding region: 346-3396 (1016 amino acids)
Cellular component (GO): chromatin
Molecular function (GO): protein binding; zinc ion binding
Source: RefSeq, a predicted model, not a curated record
GAGGUGGGUCCUGGGGCCCGAGAGAAAGGCCGGGAGGCGAGGGCGGGCUGGGCGGAUUUGACGAGAGCCGCGGCGGUUGGCGAAGCGGACGGGGCGCAGCCUCUCCGGUGCGAAGAGCAGUCCCCACUGACAGAUCCCCUUCUUCCGGCCGCGCCACCCGGGAGGCGGAUCCCCGGGGCCUGAGGAGGCUUCCUUGGCUCUGGACUCCUGGACUCCCUCCCUCUCCUACGAGUCACCCGGGCGGCCUGGGAGGAGAAGGAGGAGAAGGAAGUCGUCGGGGGCGGCGGCGGGCAGAGAACCCGCUCGUCUUUUCCCGGCGGCGGCGGCGGCGGCGGGGGCAGGACAAUGGAGGUGGCUGUAGAGAAGGCGGCGACGGCGGCCGCGGCGGCUUCGGCGGCGGCCGCCGGGGGGCCCUCGGCUCCGCCGAGCGGGGAGAACGAGGCCGAGAGUCGGCAGGGCCCCGACUCGGAGCGCGGAGGCGAGGCGGCCCGGCUCAACCUGUUGGACACUUGCGCCGUGUGCCACCAGAACAUCCAGAGCCGGGCGCCCAAGCUGCUGCCCUGCCUGCACUCCUUCUGCCAGCGCUGCCUGCCCGCGCCCCAGCGCUACCUCAUGCUGCCCGCCCCCAUGCUGGGCUCGGCCGAGACCCCGCCGCCCGUCCCCGCCUCCGGCUCGCCGGUCAGCGGCUCCUCGCCGUUCGCUACCCAAGUGGGAGUCAUUCGAUGUCCAGUUUGCAGCCAAGAAUGUGCCGAGAGACACAUCAUAGAUAAUUUUUUUGUGAAGGACACUACUGAGGUUCCCAGCAGUACAGUAGAAAAGUCUAAUCAGGUAUGUACAAGCUGUGAGGACAAUGCAGAAGCUAAUGGGUUUUGUGUAGAGUGUGUUGAAUGGCUCUGCAAGACAUGCAUCAGAGCUCAUCAAAGGGUGAAAUUCACAAAAGACCACACUGUGAGACAGAAAGAGGAAGUAUCUCCAGAGGCAGUUGGUGUGACCAGUCAGCGACCAGUGUUUUGUCCUUUUCAUAAGAAGGAACAGCUGAAACUUUACUGUGAAACAUGUGACAAACUGACAUGUCGGGACUGCCAGUUAUUAGAACAUAAAGAGCACAGAUAUCAAUUUAUAGAAGAAGCUUUUCAGAAUCAGAAAGUGAUCAUAGAUACACUAAUCACCAAACUGAUGGAAAAAACAAAAUACAUAAAAUUCACAGGAAAUCAGAUCCAAAACAGGAUAAUUGAAGUAAAUCAAAAUCAGAAGCAGGUGGAACAGGAUAUUAAAGUUGCCAUAUUUACAUUGAUGGUAGAAAUAAAUAAAAAAGGAAAAGCUCUACUGCAUCAGCUUGAGAGUCUUGCAAAAGAUCAUCGAAUGAAACUUAUGCAACAGCAGCAGGAAGUGGCUGGACUUUCUAAACAGUUGGAACAUGUCAUGCAUUUUUCUAAAUGGGCAGUUUCCAGUGGCAGCAGUACAGCAUUACUUUAUAGCAAGCGACUGAUUACAUACCGGUUACGGCACCUCCUUCGAGCAAGGUGUGAUGCUUCCCCAGUGACCAACAAUACCAUCCAAUUUCACUGUGAUCCUAGUUUCUGGGCUCAAAAUAUUAUCAAUUUAGGUUCUUUAGUAAUCGAAGAUAAAGAGAGUCAACCACAAAUGCCUAAGCAGAAUCCUGUCAUGGAACAGAAUUCACAGCCACCAGGUGGUUUAUCUUCAAACCAGUUAUCCAAGUUUCCAACACAGAUCAGCCUAGCUCAAUUACGACUCCAGCAUAUGCAGCAACAGCAACCUCCUCCACGUUUGAUAAAUUUUCAGAAUCACAGCCCCAAACCCAAUGGACCAGUUCUUCCUCCUCAUCCUCAACAGCUAAGAUAUCCACCAAACCAGAGUACGCCACGACAAGCAAUAAAGCCCAACCCCCUGCAGAUGGCUUUCCUGGCUCAACAAGCCAUAAAACAGUGGCAGGUCAGCAGUGGUCAGGCCACCCCAUCAGCUGCCAACAGCACGUCCUCUACUCCUUCCAGUCCCACCAUUACUAGUGCAGCAGGAUAUGAUGGAAAGGCUUUUGGGUCACCUAUGAUUGAUUUGAGCUCACCCGUGGGAGGUCCCUAUAAUCUUCCUUCUCUUCCAGAUAUUGACUGCUCAAGUACUAUUAUGCUGGACAAUAUUGUGAGGAAAGAUACUAGUACAGAUCAUGGCCAGCCAAGACCACCCUCAAACAGAACCGUCCAGUCACCGAAUUCAUCAGUGCCAUCUCCAGGCCUUACAGGACCUGUUACUAUGACAAGUGUACACCCACCAAUACGUUCACCUAGUGCCUCCAGCGUUGGGAGCCGAGGAAGCUCUGGCUCUUCCAGCAAACCAGCAGGAGCUGAUUCUACACACAAAGUCCCAGUGGUCAUGUUGGAGCCAAUCCGAAUAAAACAAGAAAACAGUGGACCACCUGAAAAUUAUGAUUUUCCUGUUGUUAUAGUGAAACAAGAAUCAGAUGAAGAAUCUAGGGCUCAAAAUACCAACUAUCCAAGAAGCAUACUCACCUCCCUGCUCUUAAAUAGCAGUCAGAGCUCUGCAUCUGAAGAGUCUGUGUUAAGAUCAGAUGCCCCUGAUAGCACAGGAGAUCAACCUGGACUUAACCAGGAAAAUUCCUCAAAUGGAAAGUCUGAGUGGCUAGAUGCCUCACAGAAGUCACCCCUUCACGUUGGAGAGACAAGGAAAGAGGAUGACCCCAAUGAGGACUGGUGUGCAGUUUGUCAGAAUGGAGGGGAACUCCUAUGCUGUGAGAAGUGUCCCAAAGUAUUCCAUCUCUCUUGUCAUGUGCCCACAUUGGCAAAUUUUCCAAGCGGAGAGUGGAUUUGCACUUUCUGCCGAGACUUAUCUAAACCAGAGGUUGAGUAUGAUUGUGAUGCUCCCAUUCACAACUCAGAAAAAAAGAAAACUGAAGGCCUUAUCAAACUAACACCAAUAGAUAAAAGGAAGUGUGAACGCCUACUUUUAUUUCUUUAUUGCCAUGAAAUGAGCCUGGCUUUUCAAGACCCAGUUCCUCUAACUGUGCCAGAUUAUUACAAAAUAAUUAAAAAUCCAAUGGACUUGUCAACCAUCAAGAAAAGACUACAAGAAGAUUAUUCCAUGUAUACAAAGCCUGAAGAUUUUGUAGCUGAUUUUAGAUUGAUCUUUCAAAACUGUGCUGAAUUCAAUGAGCCUGAUUCAGAAGUAGCCAAUGCUGGUAUAAAACUUGAAAGCUAUUUUGAAGAACUUCUGAAGAACCUUUAUCCAGAAAAACGGUUUCCUAAAGUAGAAUUCAGGAAUGAAUCAGAAGAUAAUAAAUUUAGUGAUGACUCAGAUGAUGACUUUGUACAGCCCCGGAAGAAACGCCUCAAAAGCAUAGAGGAACGCCAGUUGCUUAAAUAAGCAACACCACUGGCGUGUGCUGGUUUUUAGAUUUUUUUUUUGUUUUCAAAAAACAUUUUUGUCAGUAAUUUAACAUCAUUACCAAGAAGAGCUUGUGACCACUUUAAGUUUUCAAUGUUUACUAGACUCUGAUUUCCUUAAUAACCCAUUUCUUUUAACCUUAUUAAGAAAGAAAAAGAGGGAGGAAGGAAGGAGAAAGGAAGAAAGAAAGAAGCAUCAACAACAAAAUAAAAAGACAUUCUCCCCACUUAUUGGAUUUCAAACUGCAGUCUGGAGUGAUAGCAACUAUAGAAAGGAAAUAGACUUUGUUUGAACUCUAAGUUGAAAAUUUAAUGUGGUUUGGAUGUGUGCGUUAAUCCAUUUUUAGAAAAUACCACUACUCAUUAACUAUGGACCAACCAUGAGUUAGGUGUACUGUACGUAAGAGCAGUACUCCAAUGAAUAUGAGUGGUAAUAAGAGUUCUAUUCUAGGAUGCCCACUGGUGCAACGAAAAAGUAGAUUAGAUGCUAUUAAGAAGGCACCUAAUAGUAUAUCAUGUAAGAUGGCAAUUGUAUUAAAGAAAAAGGAAAACAGAUGUUUGAUUUUUGUUUUUGUUUUUUUCCUGUCUAUAGAGGUGUGUUUGGUAUAGCAGGUUUUCAAGCCCAUUUUUCGUACAUUUCUAAACCUACCUUCUUCCACUGAGGAAGUAAGUGUACUCGUUUGGUUUUGCUGUGUGUCUGUGUGUGGUUUGUUGUUUGCUUUUUAACUGUGCCAGGUGAUCCUUUUAUAACAAGACUCAUUGUUUUCAGUAUGGCUUUUAGUGGAGCUGUCCAGAAUACGCAAUACAGCAGUGUGUGCCGUAUUUGAUGUAAGGAUUCUUCAACUUAUACCCUAUUGGGCAUUAAAUAUAAAUUCCCCUGAAAGGGACCAGUUUUUGUGGUUUUCAUCUGUCUUCAUAAAUUGGAAUGAAGUGUGUUGUGGAAUUUGGGAGCAGGCAACUGGAGGAAGUUAGAGUGAAAUUUACAUUUUUUUCUGAAGCAUCUAUUUCCCAUUCUUCAGAGGCAGAACCUCAAACUGAAUCUUUCAUCUGACUUAAUUCUGGACUUCAUGUUCAUUCUCCUGAUAGAGAUACAAAAGACCUACCUUCUGAGGGCAAGCAUAUUCUUAAUGGGUCAGACCUAGCUAGUUUACUGACUUUCAUUUAUUCCUUUUACUUGUUGUUCAGUAUCAAAGAAGGAAACUAGGUUAAGAUAGAAGAAAAUUAUUGUGCCAUUUGCUAAUCUAACAUUUGACAGUAUAUUUAUAUGUGAACUUUUUUAGUUUGCCAAAGUAAACCUUUAUUUAUAAAACAUUAAUUGGCUGAGGAAAUUUUCCUCUCUAGGCUGAUAGAAUGAAAAUAUAGCUGACUUGAAAGAAUUUUAUCCUUUGGAUAGUGUCAUCUCCCAUGAAUUAAACCUAGAGGAUUUGCUUGUAUCCACAUGGCAUUAGUUCUUAAAAUGGACAGUUUGAAAAUAUCCUGUGGCUAAGUCAUUGGGUUUUCAGAUACUGCUAAAGAUAAAAUGAGAAAAGAACUUACUGGCAAGAGCAUCUUUUCUGUGUACACUUAGGUUUAGUCCAUAAUAUGUCAGUUAUGUACUAAAGGUUAAAAAGUCUUAAUCACUUUUCCAAAUAUGUGUUUUAGGGUGGUAGUUGUUGUUGUUGUAUUGUUUUGAAUAUGUGUUUGACAUUUAUUCUCCAAAGACUUGAACAAAUUUUGAUAAUAGUGCAUAUACCACCAAUUGUCUUCUUUUGCUCCAGCAUUUUUAGCACAGCAGCCAUGGAGCUUUUCCUAAUAAGUUUAUUGUUUUUAUUUUAGAAUACUAUUCUUAUGAUAGUUUUUUCUUCGAUACUUGUCUCCUGAGUUAAAGCAGGGCACCACAGGUAAAUUUUGAGGAUGAUCACAAAGGGAAGUAGCACUUAAGAGAGAAAAAUUAUAAUUUUGUAAAUGCAUCUGAGCCAGAAUUUCUACUAAUAUACCCAAAACUUUCACUGUUAUUAUUCAGUGCCAUAUUAAUCUUUUCAAACAAUAUUUUUCUUUCACCUUUAUCAUUUUUUUGCAGAAUGAAAGGCACUUGAAAACCAUCUUUCCUGUAAUCAUACAUAAUAUAUACUAAAAGUAUUUCUCCAAAUAACAUUUUCUUAAUGAUCUGAAAAUUAAAGUCCUACGACCUUAUUAACAGGUGCCUGUGUGUCCAGGUGGAUCCCAGCAAAGUAGUCCUUAAAUUAUAAUAGUAGUAAGCUAUAAGAUGAGCCUAAGUAAACCUCAUGCCCAUUUGGAAAGCAUUCCUUUCAAAAGGUCAGUGCAACUCAAGCAACCUUGACCUAAACUUAAAAAACUCCAGUGUUUACCUCUGAUCAAACACUCCAGGAGAUUACCCUCUGGAUUUAGAACCAGUAGCCUUAUGUCAUAUCUGCAAGACCCCCCAAUGCUGAAUGGGAUCACAUGAUGAGCAGGCCAUGUGGCAGCUAGAAUAUACUCAAUCCUGGGAAACUCAUCGAAAGCUUUCCCAGGUGCCAAGCAUCUGAUCUUUCCAGCAAAAAGGAAACCCAGUACACAGUUAGUGACUUACAUGGCUUUGGUAGAAGUAUAAAUGGAUAAUGUAUACCAUAUUAAAUUCAAAAUACUAUUGUACUUCAGCACCUGGCAAUGCAGUUAUUUUGUCCUUUAAAUUAACAGGCCCUGCUUAUCUUUUCUGAGUGGAAGUGUAGGAAAUUGGAAGGUCCUGAGAGGAAAAUGUCCUCUUCCCUUGGUAGCUUUACUUUCUUUUCCAAGCUAAAGAAUAGGCUCCACAUUUUACUACUACACAGUAGUGUAGAUGUAAUACAACUUAGGGAUGCUUUCAAAAAAGAUUCACUCCACAGUCAAAAGGGUGAGUAUAUAGCCGAUUGCUCCAUUUAUGAAUUUGUGUUUCAAUUUUCUAUUCUGUUACAGUGUUUAAACUUUUAAAUUGGGGUUCCGUGGAGAGACUAGUUAGACAAUGAAAGGAGGAACUCCCCCUUUUGUUGAGGCCUGAUCUACAAGUGAACGUGAAUCCCAACAGUAGGUUGCUGCACUGAAGCAAAAGGUUUUUAGGUUUAAAUAGAAGGUAUAUUUAUUUUCUGUUUAUCUGUAUCUGUUAUGAAUGAGAGAAAUUGAGUGAUCUGAUUGACCAUUAAAAUUAUGGACAUAACCAUGAGUUCAACCGUCUAAUUAUUGAAAUAGAGGCCCUCAUUUAAAAUAACCAUGCAUAUACAUAUUUUUUGAAGUAUUAUAUAACCUCAUGUAAGUUAAGAGUUCAUGUCUUUUUAUUUAUAUUGCCCCUUCAUCUUUGGUGUGAAUUUACUAAAAUUCACAGGUUGGUGGCUCAUGGUCUUGAGUGAGAAUAAUGCUAGCCAAUCAGAUCACAGAUUUCUCUGCCCAUGAAGGUUUCACUUAUUGUGAAGUAUAUCUGAGACCGUAGUCUUCGUUGUUGUUUUUAAUUUGCGGGAGUCAACUGGUGCUUUGAUUUUAAUAAAAAUCAGCUUUGAUGAA